GUCUAUGCAGAACCCUCCAAUUCCUGUCCCCCAGCGCUCCUGCCAUCAGUCAUGGCUCUGUAUUCUUAUUCUCUCCUCGCAUUACAGCACAAACCAGAGCCUUCGCCUCCUCCACAGAAGAGGGGCUUAUGUCCCAGAAAAGACUUUGUAAGAGAAUUUACAUUUGAGGAACUUCAGGCCUUGAGGGGGAAAAUAAGGUUGGGGGAUUAAGAUGUGGACUUAAUGAAAGCCUGUUUUUCACUCUAAAAAUUCAAGAGGACACGCUAAGAACGAUCAUUGCUAUUUAUUUGUCUUAAAUUAGAAAUCAUGGGCAUUGUAUAGUUGAUUUUUACUUAUCGUGACUUGCUCACUAGAAACUUCGUGAUCUCUUUCUGUUAUAUUUUAAAAAGAUGUUUUUAAACGGUUUUAUCUUCAAGAAAUAUUAGGAAAAAAAACUGAGGUAGGGUCCACCAUUUAGAAUCAGAUAUCCAGAAUGUAACAUAUGUUACAAUUCAGUUUCUAAACCACUCUCCUAAAAUCAUAAUGUGAGAUGAUUCUCAGCUUGCCAAAUUUUCCAGAGUUGUGAAAUAGGUUAUGUCGCUCAAUCCAGUGUUUAUUUGAGGGAAUUCAUGGUUGGCAGGGUCCCCAUUAUACAUCAGAAGUUUUUAUUUCUUAUUUUCUACCACUCAUGUAAAGAUUAGGAUUUGUUUUAACUGCCUAUUUCAAGAUAAUGAUUCCAAAUCCGAGCCUUAAAUUUCAUAUCUAACAUGUUUGUUGUUUUUCCCUGUCACAUACAUUAAUUCUAGGUUCAAGGCCAUGUCACCCUAAAGCAGCCCUCACUUGUUUUGCAGCUGCAAUGCUGUUGCUUAACCAUAACUCUUGGCCUCUCUCCAGACUGUUUUUUGUUUUUUUUUUUUUUUUUUUUUUUUUUUUGCAAAAUGUCCUUGAUGGUCAUAAUGGUGUAUUUUUUAAAAAUUCCAGUUGUCUUUGUAAGUUUUCUUAUAUCCCAUCUUACAUUCAAUUCCCCCCGCAAACCUCCCACUAGAUAAACCACUUCCCGCUCUAUUCUUUAUCUUGAGACUGACUUCUAGGAAGGCUGUCCACAGCUGCCUCAGGCAGAAGGCUAACUAGGAGAAUAUUAGGUCGUGUGUUUGGAUUCCUGUUCUCCAAACAAUUCUAAUUAAAACUAGUCCACUACCCCCACCAACACGUUCAGAAGGAAAAAAAUGUUGCAGAAUCCCCAAAUGCCCGUAUCACUUCAUUAUACCAUUUGGGUAACUUUAUGGCACCUGCAGGACUAGUUCAUGCCAGGCCCAUUUGUAACUAUUUUCUCUAGUUAAACAUGAUACUGCCAUUAAAAGCACAGUAAAUAGGAUUACACUGCCUAAGAAUCUAGGAAUUUCUCAAAUAUGUGAGAAAAUGUGAAAGCACAGGGAUAAUAGAAAUGUAUUUUAUAAACACAUGCUAGGAGAUGGAAUUGUGUCAUGAUGACCCACAUUAAAGAAACAUGAUUGAAGCGAAUCCAUUAUUUAUACCCUGACUUUCUAUUGUGUAUAUAUAUAUAUAUAUAUUACUCCAAAAAAAGUUAUUCUUGUUUCCUAAUUGUGAGCUUACCCAUUGUGUAAAAUCGGCCCUAACACUUCUUAUUCACAGGCCACAUCUCCUUCGUACAUGUACUUUGCCUCUAUAUGUACAUGUGUUAUGUGUAAUCGUAGAUCAGCUCUGCAAGAUAUAUAGAUAUCCCUAUUUUAUGGUGAUGGAGACUGAGGCUUAGAGAAGUUAUGCAACUUACCUAAAGUUACACACCUUCCAAGUAGCAGAGCCAGCAUUCAAACUUAGACCCAUCUGACUCCAAAGCCAGUGCCCUGUACACUAGACCACACUGUCUUUCUUAGGUUGGAUCUAAAAAAAAAUACUACCAGCUGGUUGGUUUUUUAACUAACUGUAGGAACACAAUCUAGUAUUAAGUAGAGUAUGCAUGCUGCAUAGUGGACUGAGGCAGAGUAAAACCCAUUAGUGCACCACUUUAAGGCAAGAAAAUGUAUUAUCUAAGGAAUAUCAUUAAAAUUUCCUUAAUUCCCUCCAUGAACAAACAAACAAAAAGUUAAAAUGAAAGCAGUGGGGAAUGAAGGGAGUCGGGGAUCAUAACAUAGGAGUGUUAAAUAUUAAAGUUAGAAAAGAAAAUACAUUUCUCUAUCAAUGUUUAAAAUGCUAGAAAUUAUGCAUGCUUUUACUAUAACAAAGAAUACUUUAUUUGGGGAAUAACUUAAUUGAUCCAUGAUGUGGCGUUUACCAAGGUAAUUUUUCCCUUUUUGUUCCAGCAGUAGGAAUUAGAGGUGGUUCAUAAAACACACAAUCACCAUGUAAAUUGAAACCACAUUAAGAUCAUAGUCAUCUUAUGUUGUUUCCCUAAAAUGGUUCUCAUUUGCCCCACUAUUCAAAUCAGAGUGCACGAAGAUGUUGUUCUGAGUCAGGGAAGAUUUAGAAUGCUCUGUGAACAGUUUUAUACUGAACUUCAGAGUUCAGUUACUGCACUUAUUUUUUGGUGUGUGUGUGCACAGUUGGGUUUUUUGUUUGUUUUGCUAUUUGAAUUACUGUUUGGCCAUUUUAAUGUAUAUAACUGAUAAAUCCAGGCGGAUAAUCUGUAUGUCUGCUCUCUCAGUUUCUUUCCAUAACACAAGCCUGAACAUAUUGCUCUCCUGAUUAAAAACUUUCAGUGGUUCUGAUUAGACAAGACUUUUCGUUGCAGUCGACAGAAACCUAAUGGGACCAUUGAAGAAUUCCAAACAGGCAAGUGACAGGAACAUAUUUGCAUGUUAGAAGAAUCAGCCUGGCAGCAGCACUGUGAUUAGAAUGAAGGGGAACCGUCCAAAAACAGACUAGGGAACCAAUAUGGAUCUGCCUCUAGCAUGCGGAAAUAUCUCUCUACACUGACCUGACUCACUAAGCUUGUGGUUUGUUUAAAGGAAGCCACAUGAAAAUUGAGUUUGGGCCAAUAGAGUGAACUGGUUCUCCAUUCUCUAGCAUCCCUCCCCAUGCAACCCCGCUAUCCCUGCCAAGUUUCUGGGCACCACAGAUUGGAAAGUAGCCUCCUGUAGGUAGUUGCCCAUGUUAAGUGGUGGGGUCUCUUUCUGUCUUCCCUUCUUGGUCUCACCUGUCUGGUGUGACAAAGGAAGCAUGUGCCAACCAAGGCUAGACCCUUGUGAGACCAGAGCAGCCCCACUUUCGGUAAAGCAAGCAACCUCUGCUUACUUGCCCCACACGCCCUAGCUUCCAUGUUCCUUGCCUUGUGAGUUAUCUUCUUGGGUACAAUUUAACACAGCAUUCCCACCUCCUUAUAACUAAAAUAGAUAGAGGGGGCUUUGUGCCUCAACCCCUAGGAGACCAUCUUGGCAAUCUCUGCCUCUGUGACAGGGCACUUGCUCCCCGGGCAACUCUUUUCCCAGGUCAUCUUCCCCCUGGACAUGCCCAUCAGAUUUAGUAGUGUGCCCACUUGGCAGAAAAAUGGGGUCCCUUUGUUGCUGAUUCUUAGGAAUGUGAGGUUCUCCCAGCCAGAGCUCUCAGCACUAAAAGUUCUAGUCUCUGCGUAAUGGCCGGCACAUCUUUGGCGUAUCUAAAAUCCUCUUCAGUUUCCAGCAGGGCCUUUAUAAGCUUCUUCUGAAGGUCUCAGACAUUCAGCCACGGAACUCAACUGGAAUUAGUUUGGAUAACAUGACUGAUUUCAAAGCCCGGACCCCUUAGACGUGCCCAUUUGGUGCUGCAAGUACCGACCAUUACUACAACAUCUUACAGUCAACGAAUUUGACACAUUAAAGAUUUAUAUCCUUCCUUCUGGGUUAGAAAUCUUCUCUCCCCUAAAGCAUCUCAGUUUCCAGCAUGCAAUCAUUUCCAUCUUAUGGAAAUCAGCCGUCCCGGUCCGUGCCAGCAUGCUACCCUGGGAGGCACAUCCAGGCUUGGGAAACGGGGGUGUCCUGGAUCUCAUGACUCCAGCAGCACCAGCUGCUCUCUUUCCUCUUCCAAGUAGACUUCCGUUCCCCCCCUACUUGGGUGUUUUUGUUUGUUUUAGCAAUUCAGAGCUCAAGAUAAAGACCUUAAAGAUAACUUUGUGUGUCUCUCCCUUUCUAGGUAUUUGCAUAGGAAUCAGAGGAGUUAAUCUUGUUUGAAUCUUCAGACAAACUUCUGGGAGGACUCGGUCCCUGCCUCACAGCAGAUGUUUCCUGUCACUCAGUAGCCAAUCCGGGGGACCCAGGACAUGCCCCAGCUAUAGUGAUGCAGAUUACCUUUCUGCUCCUGAAUCGCACCUGUGCCUCAGACUUUCUCCCCUCAGCUUGAGACUGCAUGUAAACUGGGAUGUGUGAAAGCAGGAAGCAAAGCUAGUGACAGCUGAGAGGCCCAUGUCUGGGUAGAACCAGGCCCACGAUGCUGCCUCUCCCGUGGUCUGGAGUUCAGCUGCAGGGACUCUGCUGAUGUGCCCAGCACCAUCGUUCUGUUUGUGCUUAAAUGGCACAGCAUUUGGUCAGCACAUCUGAAAAGGAAGGUGUGAGAAGCAAAGCCCAUGGCCACGUUCCCCUGCCAGUUAUGUGGCAAGACGUUCCUCACCCUGGAGAAGUUCACGAUUCACAAUUAUUCCCACUCCAGGGAGCGGCCGUAUAAGUGUGUGCAGCCUGACUGUGGCAAAGCCUUUGUUUCCAGAUAUAAAUUGAUGAGGCAUAUGGCUACCCAUUCUCCCCAGAAAUCUCACCAGUGUGCUCACUGUGAGAAGACGUUCAACCGGAAAGACCACCUGAAAAACCACCUCCAGACCCACGACCCCAACAAAAUGGCCUUUGGGUGUGAGGAGUGUGGGAAGAAGUACAACACCAUUCUUGGCUAUAAGAGGCACCUGGCCCUCCAUGCGGCCAGCAGUGGGGACCUCACCUGUGGGGUCUGUGCCCUUGAGCUAGGGAGCACCGAGGUGCUACUGGACCACCUCAAAGCCCAUGCGGAAGAGAAGCCCCCUAGCGGAACUAAGGAGAAGAAGCACCAGUGCGACCACUGUGAAAGAUGCUUCUACACCCGGAAGGAUGUGCGACGCCACCUGGUGGUCCACACAGGAUGCAAGGACUUCCUGUGCCAGUUCUGUGCCCAGAGAUUUGGGCGCAAGGAUCACCUCACCCGGCAUACCAAGAAGACCCAUUCACAGGAGCUGAUGAAAGAGAGCUUGCAGACCGGAGACCUUCUGAGCACCUUCCACACCAUCUCGCCUUCAUUCCAACUGAAGGCUGCUGCCUUGCCUCCUUUCCCUUUAGGAGCUUCUGCCCAGAACGGGCUUGCAAGUAGCUUGCCAGCUGAGGUCCACAGCCUCACCCUCAGUCCCCCAGAACAAACCGCCCAGCCUAUGCAGCCGCUGCCAGAAUCCCUGGCCUCUCUCCACCCCUCGGUAUCCCCUGGCUCUCCUCCGCCACCCCUUCCCAAUCACAAGUACAACACCACUUCUACCUCAUACUCCCCACUUGCAAGCCUGCCCCUCAAAGCAGAUACUAAAGGUUUUUGCAAUAUCAGUUUGUUUGAGGACUUGCCUCUGCAAGAGCCUCAGUCACCUCAAAAGCUCAACCCAGGUUUUGAUCUGGCUAAGGGAAAUGCUGGUAAAGUAAACCUGCCCAAGGAGCUGCCUGCAGAUGCUGUGAACCUAACAAUACCUGCCUCUCUGGACCUGUCCCCCCUGUUGGGCUUCUGGCAGCUGCCCCCUCCUGCUACCCAAAAUACCUUUGGGAAUAGCACUCUUGCCCUGGGGCCUGGGGAAUCUCUGCCCCACAGGUUAAGCUGUCUGGGGCAGCAGCAGCAAGAACCCCCACUUGCCAUGGGCACUGUGAGCCUGGGCCAGCUCCCCCUGCCCCCCAUCCCUCAUGUGUUCUCAGCUGGCACUGGCUCUGCCAUCCUGCCUCAUUUCCAUCAUGCAUUCAGAUAAUUGAUUUUUAAAGUGUAUUUUUCGUAUUCUGGAAGAUGUUUUAAGAAGCAUUUUAAAUGUCAGUUACAAUAUGAGAAAGAUUUGGAAAACGACUGGGACUAUGGCUUAUUCAGUGAUGACUGGCUUGAGAUAAGAGAAUUCUCGAACUGCAUGUAUCGUGCCAAUCUGUCCUGAGUGUUCAUGCUUUGUACCAAAUUUAAUGAACGCGUGUUCUGUAAUCAAACUGCAAAUAUUGUCAUAACCAACAUCCAAAAUGACGGCUGCUAUAUAUAAGUGUUUGUCAUAUGGAAUUUAAUCGUAAGCCAUGAUCAUAAUGUUAACUAAAUAACUUUUAUGUGGCACUGCCUAGUAAGGGAACUAUGGAAAGGUUUGGAUUUCUCCAAAUCUGGGAGAAUUUUCAAAAUAAGAAAACAACCUUUAUAUGAUAUAUUAUGACUAGGCUGUGUAUUUCUUUUCAGGGAUUUUUCUACCUUCAGGGUUGGAUGUAGUUUAGUUACUAUUACCAUAGCCAACCUGUAGUUUUACAUAUACAAUUUCUUGUGGAGUAAUAGAGUUCUCCAUUUUACAAAAGCAUUUUAAAUGUAGUUUGAAUAUUUUCCACAAGAUGCUGCAAUGUGAGUUAUCACUUCAUUUAUCUUAAAGAGUAAACUGGUUGUCAGUUACAUCUGACAGAAAAAAAAAAAAAAAUCACUGUGUAACCAGGUUAAGUGGUAAAAUAAUCCAGGCGUCAGUCAAAGGCAUUUUGCUGACUUUAAUAUUGAUUAUAUUUUUAACAGGAAUUUAAGAAAAUAUUACUGGAAUUAAAAAUAUAUAUAUAUUAAACAAGAAUUUUCUUUGCUCUGUCUAGCUUAAACUACUACUCAAGCUGCUUAAGUUCUUAAGUAUUGUUUUUAAUCACCAAUAAAUAAGUGCAUUUGUAAUUCAUCAGUCAUUAUUAGCUUUUAUUAAAAGAAGAUUAUGUUUUACAAUGUAACUAUAAUCUCUUGAAUUUGGUAUCUUAUUAAUGAGUUUUAAAGAUGUAAAACCUAACCUUUUUUAAAGCUCCAUUGUCUUAUGUUUUUAGAGGCUUUCUUUUCUUUUCCAUAAACAUAUAUCUUACAUAUAAUAAACUUUUCAAAUCUUGCAA
Symphalangus syndactylus (siamang) is the source of this 7052-nucleotide messenger RNA. RefSeq names its product PLAG1 like zinc finger 1 (gene PLAGL1). Gene Ontology annotation, molecular function: DNA-binding transcription repressor activity, RNA polymerase II-specific; DNA-binding transcription activator activity, RNA polymerase II-specific; RNA polymerase II cis-regulatory region sequence-specific DNA binding. Gene Ontology annotation, biological process: regulation of immune system process; negative regulation of transcription by RNA polymerase II; regulation of cytokine production. The record is from RefSeq and is a predicted model, not a curated record. Lineage: Eukaryota; Metazoa; Chordata; Mammalia; Primates; Hylobatidae. Gene Ontology annotation, cellular component: nucleoplasm.